Molecule: messenger RNA, 1176 nt
Organism: Telopea speciosissima
Lineage: Eukaryota; Viridiplantae; Streptophyta; Magnoliopsida; Proteales; Proteaceae
Product: glucan endo-1,3-beta-glucosidase-like
Exons: 2
Coding region: 66-1118 (350 amino acids)
Biological process (GO): carbohydrate metabolic process
Cellular component (GO): plasma membrane
Molecular function (GO): hydrolase activity, hydrolyzing O-glycosyl compounds
Source: RefSeq, a predicted model, not a curated record
AGAGGCCUAAAUGGUGGUGAUGAGAUGCAUCUGACAAAUCUAAGGUUCUCUUCAUCACCACUAUCAUGGCUACAUUCUCUGCAACAACAAACAAUAGCCCUCCAGUUGCUGCCACAAUACUCUUGCUUCUCUUUGGGCUACUAAUGGGUAGCCUAGACAUUACAGGUGCACAAACAGGGGUUUGCUAUGGAACACUAGGCAACAAUUUACCAUCUCCACAAGAAGUUGUGAAUCUUUACAAAUCAUCAAACAUUGGAAGAAUGAGGCUUUAUGCUCCAAACGAUGGAGCUCUCCAAGCCCUUAGAGAUUCCAACAUUGAACUCAUCUUGGGUGUUCCAAAUGAUCAACUUCAAGCCAUAGCAAGUAGUACUAAUACUGCAAAUGAUUGGGUGCAAAAGAACAUAAAACCCUACUUACCCAGUGUCAAAUUCAAGUACAUCGCCGUCGGUAACGAAGUACUUCCCAGCGACGGCGACGGCAAAGCUCAGUAUGUUCUCCCUGCAAUGCGAAAUAUCCAAAGUGUAAUUACAUCAGCUGGUCUACAAAAUCAAAUCAAAGUCUCAACAGCUACUUAUUCUGCAAUCCUUGGAAACACUUAUCCUCCAUCCCAUGGUGUCUUCAAAGACGAUGCCAAGUCGUUUAUAGACCCAAUUAUAAGCUUCCUUGCUAGCAAUGGUGCACCACUUCUUGCUAAUGUCUAUCCUUACAUCAGUUACAAAGAUGACCAACGAAACAUCCAGCUUUCCUAUGCCUUGUUUACUUCUCCAUCAGUUGUCGUUCAAGAUGAUGGAAAAGGUUACCAAAACCUUUUUGAUGCUUUGGUUGAUGCUUUAUACUCAGCUCUUGAGAAAGAUGGUGGUGGUUCUGUUGAGAUAGUUGUAUCAGAGAGUGGUUGGCCAACUGAAGGAGAUGUUGGGACUUCAGUGCAAAAUGCACAAACUUACAACUCCAAAUUGAUUCAACGUGUGAAGAAUGGUACUCCUAAAAGGCCUGGAAGACCUAUAGAGACUUAUAUCUUUGCCAUGUUUGAUGAGAACCAAAAGACUCCAGAACUGGAGAAACAUUGGGGUCUUUUCUCUCCCAACAAACAACCCAAAUAUCAAAUCAGCUUCUCUUAAGCUUUUGAUAAUGGGAAGCAGUAAGAGGGAGUCUUGCUUUCUUUCUAUGGUUUAAUUU